This is a messenger RNA of Fusarium venenatum, 4107 nucleotides long. RefSeq lists its product as uncharacterized. Gene Ontology annotation, molecular function: protein binding; phosphorelay sensor kinase activity; histidine phosphotransfer kinase activity. Gene Ontology annotation, cellular component: plasma membrane. NCBI's taxonomy places the organism in Eukaryota, Fungi, Ascomycota, Sordariomycetes, Hypocreales, Nectriaceae. The record is from RefSeq and is a predicted model, not a curated record. Gene Ontology annotation, biological process: phosphorelay signal transduction system; protein autophosphorylation.
AUGAGCCCUCCUGCACAACCUCGUGACAGCAGCCAAACCCGAGCUAUUAGGCUCGCUGGAGCUGUCCACGAUGCUGGCUUCCCAUUGAAUCGCUCCGAACCUCAUCAUAACCAUAUUCAAGCUCCUGUUCCAACCGCAUUUGAUCAUGCGCGACCGAGAGCUACCUUCGACCUAGUGAACGAUGUUAAAAGCCAAGAUGCUACUCCGCGACCGUUCACCGGAGGACGUUUCCUCAGGGACUUGGGUGAUACCUCCCGCUCACCUACACAUAGUCCUUUCCGCUUGACAAUGCCAAGCAUGUCUCCUGGCCAGCUCGCAUUUUCGGCUAUGCAAUACCUACCUGUACCUACCAUGGUUCUCAAUAAUCUGAAAACGGUUGUCUUGGCAAACGAAGCCAUGGGCCGAAUGUUGGGGAUUAUUACAGAAGAUUCAGAAGAUGACGACGCUCUCCCUACUAUCGAAAACCUACGGGGCCAGACACUUUCCCAGGUUGGUGUUGAUAUUCUUCAAGACGGACAGCCUGUAUGGGCAACAUGGGAGGCAUUUCUCGAUUCUCAAGUAGAGGAAAUGGGCGUGCGAACUGCAGCAAAAGAUUCGCGGCGGCCUUCCCAGUCCGGAGACGAUGCCACACCCACCACGACCACGAUGCCUAUCCCUGAUAGGCGCCCAAGUCCGGCCUCUCGCAAACCUCAGGAUUCUGUGGUUGAGGUUGUGAUUACACGUAAAGGAGUCAUCAAACCAAAGUUUGACAAUCUCUUCAACCCCAAAGAAACCGACACCCAAAUCUAUGCCAAAAUGAUCAUCACUAUAUGGGAGCUCGAAGACCAUCAGAUCUUCUUCACACUUACAUUUACCAGCACAGAAUCCCCACCGUCAACCCUUCACAACCAUAAAAGAGUAGUUGCGAGACCGAGUAUUCUUGAAGCUGCCGAGCGCAAAUCCAUCACCCACUCGAAUCCACCUUCAGUUGCGUCAAGUCGAGAUUCCAACUCGCCUUCGUUUCACAGCCCAGGAAUCGUCACUAUGUCCUCCAGCCCUUUCCCACCGAUGGGCCCACCGUCUGCGGCGACUCACUCAAGCACACCAUCACUUCUGCAAAAAAUGUUGCUGAUGAAGGACGCCCUUCUGAACAAUACUCAAAUGCCUAUUCUUGCGAUGUGGAAGGAUGGCAGUGUCACAUUUCCAAACACUGCGGCCCGGAAGCUCUUUGAGAAAGAGGCACCGCUUGACACGUCUCUAAAUGGGUUCGAACUCAUGCAAUACUGGCAUAUUUACAACGAGGACUUUUCAGGGCGUCUUGAAAUCGAACAAACGCCUAUAUGCAAGCUGCUAAAGACUGAGAUGCCUUUCACUGGAUUUAGAGUCGGCAUGUAUGAUGAGAACAGAAGCAGGCGAGUAUAUGAUAUACUAGGUGAGGCAAUCCGUGACGAUUCCACAGGUGAGUUUCUUGCAGGUGUUGUCACAGGACGCGAUGUCACGGUCAUGACGGAGGAAAUCACGCAGAUCAAGGAGCGAGAUGAGGAAAGAUUCAAGUUAAUUUGUGAUACCAUGCCUCAGCUGGUUUGGACGGCGACACCCGACGGUCUGGUCGACUUCUGGAACACGCGGUUCUACUCUUAUACCGGCUUAUCCCCAGAGGACAGCCUUGGCAAAUCAUGGGUGAAUGCUUUCCACCCGGACGAUUUGCCCGAGGCUGAAAAGAGAUGGAAACACUCGCUUGAAACGGGUGACAGUUACGUGACGGAAUAUCGUUGCCAAAGUAAAGAGGGCGAAUGGCGUUGGUAUCUUGGUCGAGCGCUGCCUCAGCGUAACAAAGAAACUGGAAAGGUCGAGAAGUGGUUUGGAACUUGCACAGAUGUCCACGAGAGCAUUCAGACAAAGAUGGCUAUGAAACGUACCCGACAGCAGCUUCUCAGCGUUAUUGCCCACUCCCAUGUGACAAUCUUCACCGUCGACCCGAACCGAAGAGUCACGAUGCUAGAAGGUGCCUUGAUAUGGAACAAUACCCACGAGGAGAGCCAUGAUGGAACAAGAUGGUUCGUUGGCGAGGACAUGUACACCGUGUUCAAUCGCUUGACUGCACAACUGGCAGACGGGGAACGCCCAGAGUUUCUCGAACCCAUCGAGUUACUUCUUGAUGGCAAAGCUACCGAAGAUGUCAAGGAACACGGCAUUGAUGAUCGUUGGUACCGCACUCGUUUCCUUACGAUGGUUGGGAAAAGGGCACAGGAAGGAGACUCCCGGCACAACACAUACGUGGAAGGAGUCAUUGGCGUUAUAAUGGAUGUGACUGAGUUGAAGAUCCGCGAAAAAGCACUGGAGAAGCAAUCAAAAGAAAAGCGAAAGGCGAUGGCAAACGAAGCAGCCGCCAAGGAAGCUAACAGGCUGAAGAGUCAGUUUCUCGCCAACAUGUCCCACGAAAUUCGAACACCAAUCACAGGAGUGUUGGGAAUGGCUGAGCUACUGAUGGGAAUGGAGUUGGACCAGGAGCAGCAAGAAUAUGUCGAAAACAUUCAGAGCUCAGCGACCUCUCUCCUCACCGUUAUUAACGAUAUCCUAGACUUUUCCAAGGUAGAGUCUGGACGACUAGAUAUCGAGGAGGUACAAUUUUCCUUGUCGCAUAUCGUCAAGGAAGUAGGCAGGAUGUUGCAGUUCGCCGUUGAACGAAAGAACCUCGACUUUCAGUCAGACGUUGACGAUGGAAUUGAAAAUGACCUGGUCGUCAUCGGAGAUCCUGGUCGUGUACGGCAAAUUCUCACCAAUCUCCUUACAAACAGUAUAAAAUUCACGAAUCAAGGAUACGUCAGAUUCUCGGUUGUUGCCGAGAAGGAGACAUCAGAAACUAUUGAAGUCAAAUUCACUGUGGAGGAUUCAGGUAUCGGUAUUCAGGAUGAUGUUCGCAAGAAAUUGUUCCAGCCUUUCAGCCAAGGCGACGCCUCGACUGCCCGGAGAUUCGGUGGCACUGGAUUGGGCCUGACAAUUUGCAAGAAUCUUCUGGAUCUCAUGCAUGGUCGUAUUACACUGGAGUCGAAGGUUGGUGUUGGAACUCGGGCCACCUUUUGGGUUCCUUUCAACAAGCCAAGCGGCCCGGCAGAAGCUGGUCUUGCCAACGCUGGUGCUAUCCCUGAUCGGCUUCAAUCCGAAUUGAGCUUGUCUUGCAACAGCUCGGAAUAUGACCAGAUCAUUGGCACCCCUCCAGUAUUUGAAGGAAUCCAGGGAAACAGUUCAGGAUCUCGCCGUACUCGUUUCGGCAUAACGUCAACUUCGAGCCCUGAUCAAGAACUUCCAUCAUCCGAGAGAGCCAAGAUUCAUGUGUUGGUGGUCGAGGACAACCCUAUCAAUCAGAAGAUUGCUACCAAAACGAUUGGCAGGCUUGGGUUCCAGGUAACAGCUGCUUGGAACGGCAAAGAAGCUUUGGAAUACCUCGCUGGUGUUCAGAAGGGCAUCAAUCAGAAGCCGGAUAUUAUACUUAUGGAUGUACAGAUGCCCAUCAUUGAUGGCUACAAGUGCACUCACCUUUUGAGACAUCAUAUGCCGUACAAGCCCCUGGUCCAAGAUGUGCCAAUUGUGGCCAUGACAGCAUCGGCAAUUCAGGGCGAUCGCGAAAAGUGUACUAAAGCUGGCAUGGAUGAUUACUUGGCCAAGCCGGUUCGGGGCGUAAUCCUGGAAAAGAUGCUUAUACGAUGGUGCCACGCACGCCGUCGAGUACCAACAGCACCAGAUCCCUCCGCUUCAGACUGUUCGGAGAUGAGUGAGCAUUGUGACAACGCCGACAUUCCUAAUGUUGGAAUUGACGACGACGACGACGCGCCACGUGGACUCGAUGAUUUCAACGGCAGCCCUAUCACGCCUCGCCCGUUAACGACUAAUGGGUACCAAAAUGAGCCGUCUCCUUUUGAUUCUACAGAGCUAUCACUUCAAGUUCGGCGUCAAGAAGGAGAGACAGAGUGGUCUAACAAGCUCCAAGAAACAAAACUCAUCGACGCGGCCGGUGGACCAUCGAGCUACCGCAGGAAUUCAUAUCAUGAACUGCAGACAGGGGACUCGUUGACGGAGGAGAAUGUCAACAAACUAAGGAGCGAGAAUCAGUCGACAACACGCCGAUAA